Molecule: messenger RNA, 3143 nt
Organism: Striga asiatica
Lineage: Eukaryota; Viridiplantae; Streptophyta; Magnoliopsida; Lamiales; Orobanchaceae
Source: the annotation of a GenBank genome assembly
CGUAAUCAAGGUAUAUGGCAUCUCUCUCAUACGCACAUAAACUUUGCCCACGUGCAGUGCUCCAUCAGUUCUUGCUGGCUCUCUCUCAUUUCCAGUUAAGACUUGCAAAAAAGGUUUCUAAAAUGUCGCAUUCAAUUCAAUAGCCUGAAUUUGCAAUUUCUCCACACUACACGCAGCUUCAGAAACUCCAUUCUCUCUCCCGCGCUGAGUUGAGUAUGGAUUCGAAAACCCUUAUCGAUUACGCACUGUUUCAACUCACCCCGACAAGAACAAGGUGCGAUCUUGUUGUGUUUUCGGGGAAGAAGAGUGAGAAAGUGGCAUCGGGGCUUGUUGACCCAUUCAUAGCCCACUUGAGAUUUGCAAGAGAUCAGAUUCCAAAAGGUGGCUAUUCGAUUACCCUUCGGCCGCCGGCCAAAGCUGAUGAUAUAUCAUGGUUCACUAAGGCCACAUUUCAGAGAUUCGUACGCUUCGUGAGCACCCCUGAAAUUCUCGAGAGGAUUGUACGAAUAGAAAGAGAAAUUUUGCAAAUUGACAGUUCAAUUCAAUCUAGUGACGUUCCAAGGUUGGAGGGGACAAGACAUUCCAGGGAAGAAAGCUUAUUGGCUACCAAUGGGAAUAUAAGAAAUGGAAAUGGUUCCACAAAGUCAAUCUCUGAAGAUGAAGAUCAUGGGGCCGCAUCUAGAGAAAAUUCAAGAGUUCGUCUUCAGCGUGUCAUGGAUACUAGGAAAGCAUUACUACAGAAAGAGCAAGCUAUGGCUUAUGCUCGUGCAGUCGUGGCAGGAUAUGAGAUCGACACCAUUGAUGAUCUCGUGUGCUUUGCUGAUGCAUUCGGUGCCUCACGUCUGAGAGACGCAUGCAUUGAUUUCAAGGAGCUUUACAAGAGAAAGCAUUCAGAUAACCAAUGGAUGAAUGAAUUAGCUGCAGUUCAAGCAUGCCCUGUGACUGACCUUUCCUAUGUGGGAGCAUCUGGAAUUAUGCUAACGGCUGAUAAAAAUAAUGGUGCGGCAACUGAACAAAAACUGAACACUCAACAGAUGCCGUGGAUGAACCAGAUUCCACCCUACAUGUACAACUUCCCGGGAUAUUACCCUUAUUACCCGGGCAAUGUGGGGUGGGCCCCACCAGGUGGCAUGGUGCCAUCCAAAACUCACAAGCCAUCUUGGAGAAAGGAGAAGUCUCUUGAUGCAAACGGCACAGAUGCUUCCGAAGAGGAUGAACAAACUGAAUCGGGCACGGGGACUGAUUCAGAUGAGGCAAACCAGCACAAUAAGAUACUUUCUUCAAAGGGGAAGAAAUAUUCUAGCAUGAACAAGAGAAGGGGUUCAAAUACAAAAACGGUCGUUAUUCGCAACAUAAACUACGUUACAUCCCAAAGGCGCAAUGGAGAGGAUAAUGAAGAUAGUGAAGAUUUUUCAGAAGGCGAUGAAGUUUCUAUUAGAGAAGGGGUUGACAAUGUAAUUGCGUCCCUUGAGAAGCACGCACACUCGAAAGCGCAUAAAAACAGAGGAAAACAGGAUAAUGAAUAUAGCAUCGAUUCAAAUACUUCCGAUGGAGGCAAAACGAAUAAUGCUUGGGAUGCUUUCCAGAAUCUUCUCUUAACUCAUGAAGAAUCUAAUUCCAGUAAAUUACCUAAGCAUAACCCUGGGGAAGAACAUUAUGGCAUGAAAAGCUCUAACGGAGGGCUUUUAAAAAAGACUAGCAACGGUGUUGAUGAUUCUGUUCUUGUGGUUCAGAGAGAGGUGUUGAACGGCGGUCAAGGACGCUCGGUAGAUUUUGCUGACGGUGAAGAUAUUCACUUACGUACGAAGAGUAGUUUUGUUGAAGGAGAGAAUGCCUUGUUUUCAGAACAAUAUAGAGGAAGUAAUACACAGAUGAAUUCGCCAGAUUUUUCUGCUGAGCAAACCACUGUCAAGAAUAGGAAAGAGAAAGAUUGGUUUGUUGUUAAUAGUUCAUCUGAAUAUUCAGAAGCACAAGGCAAAAAUUUGAACUAUGAAAAUGGCAUUUUUCAUAAAGAAAAAACUAAGGGAACUCCCAUGAUCGACGAUUCGUUCAUUAUAGAGUCGAGAUCAGCAGCUGACGAGCACUAUACGUCUCAUUGGACGACCGAAAUAAAUAUUGAUGCCAAUAUCGAUGUGCCCAAGCCAGGAAAAGGUAGCCCAACUGUUUUAGGCUCCACCGAGCCUGAUGACCUCAGCAUGAUGCUUGUGAGAGAGUCACAGGAAUCUAGCGCCUCAUGGACACCGGAAAUGGACUAUCAAGUUGAAAUUUCUUUUAACGAAGCUGAUAAAAAGCCUUCUGAUGUCGAAUCAAAUGGCCACACUGGAAAAGAUCCUGUGGCGAAGGGUAAAAGUGUCAAUGGCAAGAAAAAUGCGGGACCCACAAUGAAAAAGAUUGGGAGGGGGGACUUGUCGAGAACUUUGUCGGGGACCCUUGCUAGGAGCAAGGUGGAUUCUGUUUCAAAGAGCAAGAAGAUGUCGCCAGCAAUGGCACAUAAAUACAAGCUGAUGAAGGAAGAAGAGGAGCGUAAGAGAAUGGAGGAAUUGCUCCUUCAACGUCAGAAGAGAAUUGCUGAAAGGACAGCUGCCAGCGUUUCGAAUUCCGCAGCAUGUAAGAAGUCCCCAAUCGGGAAUAAGUCAACCCCUCCAAAACCCGAGAAGAAAAGAUCUCCAUCCAUGGCUCAAAAAGUUAGGUCAAGCUAAACUCACUACAUAUAAUAACAGAGGUUGCAAUAAUGUUAUGUUGGUUGGGAAUCACAUGUGGAAAAAUAUUCUACUGCGUUAGAAAAGUGGUUCGUGUGUUAUCUUGGCUGUCCACUCUGGUUGGUAAUUUGCUGUGUUUGUAAAGUGUUGGUCAUUUUAUUAAUUUCAAAAAAGUUUGUAUAUUCAUCAUUUAUAUUAUAAAUAUUGUGUGUGAGUGUGUGUGUAACAGAAUAAUGGGAUUUGAUACGUGUGUGUCGAAUAAACGUGUAAUUGUUAGUUGAACUUAUAUAUAGAUUUCAGUUCAUUUGCUAUAGUAGGAUAAUGAAAUGAGUUGUAAAUUUCUUGGCUUGUAUCAUUGCAUUAUAUGAUUUUGUAUUCAAAUUUAUUGAAGUGCGUUUCUCUUGGAAUGAUUUAAGGCCAUGAUGAACGUUUCAAAAGUUUGUG